Amoebophrya sp. A120 is the source of this 1629-nucleotide messenger RNA. The record is from the annotation of a GenBank genome assembly. NCBI's taxonomy places the organism in Eukaryota, Dinophyceae, Syndiniales, Amoebophryaceae.
GGAUCUUAUUCCAGUCCGGUUGCCUGCUCGGUCAAGGAACAAAAGAAAAAGUUCGUGACUAGAAAAAAUUUUCGGUAUCUCCACUAGAUUUGAGUUUUUGUUGUGUCGGGCUUUAUUGACCAAGGUCCUGCCAUCAUGUCCUCUCGGCGCCACCACCCGGUCGUCCUCGUGGAGGGCAAGGUGCGACACCGGUGUGAAACGAUAGAGCGCGAAACCAUUGCGCUGCGCGAGAAAUUAGUUUCCCUCCGCGCCACCUUCGAAGCCGAGCGACACGCGCAUCUGCGGGAAGUGGACGAGGCAGGGACCUGCGCGCGCAAAGUGGACGAGCGCACGCUCGAAGCCAUGGAGGCGACGCGGACCGCGAUGGACACACGCGACGAACAAACCGCAGCAAUGAGCAGUUUGUUGGCCGACUUCCGCCGGAUGGACGGCAAGCGGGCGGCCUUGUCGCAGAAAGUAACAGCCACGGAGGCGGCGGUACUCACGUUGCAGGGCCGUCUCGACGAAGCGACAUCCGCGAUCGCGGAGCUCGACCUGACUUGCGCAAAGGAGAACGAUUUGUCUGCAGGUAAAUUAGAAGGAAAGUAGGUGUUUACGCGUCUCCUUCUGGUUGUGUAUAGUAUGUAUCAACUGGUUAUGGGUUGCACGCCGACAAAUCCCGCAUGCAGUGAAAUUUUUUCUGUGUCUUUUAGCGGGAGUUGAACAUUCUAUCCUUGGGGCAGAAAAAAGUGACCAGCUUUUACUUAUUCAGAGCACGACUGGGAGACGCAUAAGGACCUGGAGAGUAUGAAGGAAAGCCGACGAGCCGCUGAAUUUUCUGUGGUAGAAACCAGAGAACAAGCCGCAGCAGAGCGUGCACAGCUGACAAAGUCUUUAAACACCGCCAAGGAUGCGCUACAGGACGCGAGGGUACGUACGCAACAAUGCAUCAAGUGGGAGCAGGAUAUUAACACGAAUUACCUGCACCUGUUGAUUCAUACAACUGAGUCUACGAAUUCUUGAAUAAUUCUUUUUCCUUCGGAUUUGCAGUCAGUUCAAAGCGGUCCAACAGUGCCUAAGCCCACAAUCUCAACACGCAGGACCAACUUGUUCGCGACCGUGAGGCUUUGGAAAAAAAACGCGGCAAGCAGCAGGACCUGCUGGAGCGCAAAGAGGCGGCACACCGGCAAAAAAUGACGGUGUUUGGGCAUGAACGCACAGUACUGGGAGCGAAACUAGCACAGAUUGAGCUCCUGAAUCAAAAACUGGAAACAAGGCUGGAGUUGAACACAUAAAUGAUAAAGAUACGCGGUUUUUUUGCCGUCGAAAUUGGUGUCUGUGAAGCUGCCGAAGAAGGCAGCUGCAACGACACGACCGCGGCCAAUGAAUGAAAAAUCGAUCCAGAAAUACUACAGCGACAGUGUGCACGACAAAUGUAUCAUUCCAUAUCCUCCAUAAAGAGAUUCCAACGAAAUGCAUUGAAAGCAAACGGUCGAUUGCGUCUUGCGCAGAGCAGCACCGGCACGGGAAGUCACUGCAGAAAUCGUUUUUGGUGGCGUUUAUUCGUGUUUUGACUUUUAACCUCGUGUACGUACCUGUGGUUGCUUCCUCCAAUGAAUGUGGGUCAUUCGGUGCAUCAAUGAAUGAUAC